CGCGAGCUAUGUAAAUGAGGAACCGCAUCACCGCUGACGUCACCCGGGCCAGCCUGAUAUAUAACUGUAUUCCUCCGCCGGGGCUUCUGCGCAGAGCAUUGAACAGCAGCAACGGGGAGACAAUACCGACAGAAAACAGCAGAACAAGAUGGCAAGUACCAAGGAAAAGCUCAUCCACAACGUGGUGGCCGAGCCCGCCGCCUCCCAAAAUAAGAUCACCAUUGUCGGCGUCGGCGCGGUCGGCAUGGCCUGUGCCAUCAGCGUCCUGCAGAAGGAUCUGGCCGAUGAGCUCGCCCUGGUGGAUGUGAUUGAAGACAAACUGAAGGGGGAGAUGAUGGAUUUACAACAUGGCAGCCUCUUCCUGCGGACCCCGAAGAUCGUCUCCGGCAAAGAUUACAGUGUCACAGCCAAUUCUAAGCUGGUGGUUGUCACAGCCGGAGCCCGUCAGCAGGAAGGAGAGAGCCGCCUGAACCUGGUGCAGCGCAACGUCAACAUCUUCAAAUUUAUCAUUCCCAAUAUUGUAAAGUACAGUCCUAACUGCAUCCUGCUGAUCGUCUCCAAUCCUGUUGAUGUAUUGACCUACGUAGCCUGGAAAAUCAGCGGCUUCCCCAAGCACCGUGUCAUCGGCAGCGGCUGCAACCUGGACUCCGCUCGCUUCCGCUACCUCAUGGGGGAGAAGUUGGGCAUUCACUCCCUCAGCUGCCACGGCUGGGUCAUCGGUGAACACGGAGACUCCAGUGUGCCCGUCUGGAGCGGGGUGAAUGUGGCCGGCGUCUCCCUGAAGACCCUGAACCCCGACAUGGGAACAGAGAGCGAUAAAGAGAACUGGAAGGAGGUUCACAAACAAGUCGUCGACAGUGCUUAUGAAGUGAUUAAGCUGAAGGGAUACACAUCCUGGGCCAUCGGCCUCUCGGUCGCAGAUCUUGCUGAAACUACCCUGAAGAACCUCAGACGUGUUCAUCCCAUCUCCACAAUGGUCAAGGGAAUGUACGGUAUAAAGGAGGACGUCUUCCUCAGUAUCCCAUCGGUCCUGGGUAACCAGGGUAUCACGGAUGUGGUAAACAUGACCCUGAAGCCUGACGAGGAGGAUCGUCUCAGGAAGAGCGCGGACACGCUAUGGUCUAUCCAGAAGGAGCUGCAGUUUUAAGCCGGCCCCUUUUCCUCCCCGUUCGCGCGUCUGUCGUCUUUUCAUUGUGUCUUUUACGUUGCACUGAGUAGGUCAAUUCCCCUUCGUCUGUAAACCGUAAAAAAAAUCGCCAACUCGCAAUGUUCCCAUCUGUAGCGGCCGCCGGAGCGUAACACUGUCGUAUGGUAGCGCGUGGCACUUGGUUGUUAAAGGGUUAAAUUUGCAAUCUCUGGGAUUAACAAAUCAUCUUUAAUGUCUGAAUUCAUACAUCAUGUGUCCAUUGACCAAAUAGAAAGAUCCUGAGACCCUAUGGCGGGGUUUUCCCAACUGGCGUGCCUCCAGCUGUUGCAAAACUACAACUCUCAGCAUGCCCGGACAGCCUUCGGCUGUCCGGGCAUGCUGGAAGUUGUAGUUUUGCAACAGCUGGAGGCACGCCAGUUGGGAAAACCCCACCAUAUAAAAUCCUGCCGUGUCAGGAUGGUUGUUUACAUAAAGUAUAUGUUCCCGCCAUCAGAGAGAGAAUCUAUAUACAGAGUCUAUAUAUAUAUAUAUCAGUGUCUCCUAUGUUGUCCGUUUUCUCCGUUUACACCUGAAAGGGCAGCAUGGAUUUGGCACUAAUAAAAAACAAAUAUUUACGAAA
Messenger RNA from Hyla sarda, 1766 nucleotides. RefSeq names its product L-lactate dehydrogenase A chain. Lineage: Eukaryota; Metazoa; Chordata; Amphibia; Anura; Hylidae. The record is from RefSeq and is a predicted model, not a curated record. Gene Ontology annotation, molecular function: L-lactate dehydrogenase (NAD+) activity. The transcript is spliced from 8 exons. The coding region runs from base 149 to 1147 and encodes 332 amino acids. Gene Ontology annotation, cellular component: cytoplasm. Gene Ontology annotation, biological process: carboxylic acid metabolic process.